Messenger RNA from Pieris brassicae (large cabbage white), 1307 nucleotides. RefSeq names its product THAP domain-containing protein 1. Gene Ontology annotation, molecular function: sequence-specific DNA binding. The coding region runs from base 256 to 1236 and encodes 326 amino acids. NCBI's taxonomy places the organism in Eukaryota, Metazoa, Arthropoda, Insecta, Lepidoptera, Pieridae. The record is from RefSeq and is a predicted model, not a curated record. The transcript has 8 exons.
UAUAUUAAAUCCAGUCGUUUUAGACACGCCGCAGAUUACGACUGACGAGUUUUUCUAUUAACAUUAAAUAUGUAGCUGAUAAAUUUAACACCCGGGACACUCUCUUUGACUUUUUAUGUACUUGCAUAUUUUGAGGGGCCGUAUUCAAUUGUUUAUUAUUUUUAAUAAUGCGUUGGGACUUUAAAUGUUUGCAUACCAUAACUAUUGCGUAGAUUUCCAAAGGAUGAAAUAAUCAAACUUGCGUGGUUAACCAACAUGAAGAAACAAGACUUGCAGCCCACAUCAUCCAGUGUGUUAUGUUCCAAACAUUUUGAAGAUCACGUAAUUGAUAAAAGUGGAUUUAGAACAGUACUUCAUUCUGGAGCAGUUCCAACAAUAUUUGAGCUGUUGAUAGAAGCUGAUCAAGGUACGUCUAGUCAAGAGCUGCCUGUCGCUGGACCUGAGAGUUCUGUUCAGAUCAAAGUGGAACCGCUAUCAGAAUCGGAAUGUUCUUUGCUUUCGGAAAAAGAUAAACCGGUAAAUCCAGAUGGAUGCAAUAAUGAUGUUUUAGUGAAACAGGAACCAGGGGCAAAUGGAGAUGAAAAUGCAGGGAAACCUUCGGAUGAAUGGCAGGAACGGGAGCAAGCGUUAUUAAAGAGAAUUGAAGAGUUGGAAAAGAUUAAAACGGAGAGGACUGAGGAUGGACUUCGAUUGGAAUUAAAAGUUCGCGAAGAGGAGAUUGACUUGCUAAAGAGUAGAGUGAAGAAUUUAGAAACAGAGUUGCAGGCGGCGCUUUCAAAGCCCGCUGGAAAGAACCAGGAAAUCAUUCAGAACAUAAAACAGCAGCACGAGGAGCUCCUAAGCAAGGCGCGCGGCAUGAUCUUUGACAAAACAAAAAUGGUGAAGAACCAAGAGUUGCAGAUCGAGGCUUUAAAUAGCCAGGUGCAAUCGCUGAAGGAUAUCAACAACAUCACCAAGGAUCUUCUAAAUAUUAGGAAUUCUGAAGUAAAGGCUAUGGAGGAUCGUCUAGAAGCAAUGGAGGCCCGAUACAAAGCGGAGAAGGAGCGUCACUCGUUAGUUUUGCAGAGGGCACAGACCUCUUCCGGGCUCAAUGAUGACCUCAAGAAGGAGUAUGAGACACAACUUGCGAUUUUUAAGGAAUUACGUGUGAAGUAUGAACAAAGGGUCCAAGCGUUGGUAUCGGAAAAUCAACAGCUCAAGGACUUGAGGAAGAUGACUACGAAUACGACCAGCUAAUUAUUAUUUUGAUAAUUUAAUUAAAAGACUGCGUUCAAAGGUUAUUUUAACAAUAAAUUGAUUUUUAAAUA